CGUGUUCUUGUGUUGAUCGUGCAGACUCCAUGGCAGAUAGCGUAGUUAGUUUUGCGCUGGAAAACCUGUCUCGGCUUGUGACACACGAAGCCAACUUGCUGCAUGGGGUGGAGGACAAAGUGAGGUCCCUUGAGAGUGAGCUCAGAAUGAUGAAUGUCUUCCUUAAGAGCUACAACCAAAACCAGCGCAAGAAGGAGACCGAACAAGAGCUUAUUCGUCAAAUCACAGAAGUCGCACAUGAAGCUGAGGAUGUCAUCGACACCUUUGUUGCCAACGUUGCCCAGCAUCAAAGGAGAAAUUGGUUGUCGAGGAUGCUCCAUGUUGUUGACCAUGCAAGGCUGCGACACGACGUGGCAGAGAAAAUAGACAACAUCAAAGCCAGAAUCAAUGAGAUUCAUGAGAACAAAAUCAAAUACGUCAUCCAAGAAGCAGCAGGAUCUUCAACAGAGCAGGAGUUACAGCUACUGCACAAGCGAAGAAGGGACGUGGAGGAAGAUGACGUGGUGGGUUUUCAGCAUGACUCAGAUGAAGUAAUCAAUCGCCUCGAGCAGGGGGGUUCGCGUCGCAAUGUGGUGUCCAUCAUAGGUAUGGGCGGCUUAGGUAAAACUACUCUUGCCCGCAAGAUUUAUAAGAGCGAUCAUGUUAAGAAUUACUUUGAGUAUCAUGCUUGGGUUUAUGUGUCUAAUGACUAUAGACCUAGAGAGCUUUUGCAUGCCCUUCUUAAACGCUUGAUGUCAAUCUCUACAAAUGCAUGUCAUUACAAUCACAAUAUAAGUAGCAAACACAGAAAGAAAUCAAAGUGGGCAGGUAAAGCUGAAUGUGAUGAUUUUUAUAGUUUGAGUGAGGAAGAAUUAAGAGACAAGGUACGAGACUGUUUGAAAGGGAAGAGGUAUCUUGUAGUGUUGGAUGACAUAUGGAAAACUCAACAUUGGGAUGACCUAAAUUGCGUUUUUCCGGAUGAUAAUAAAAGUAGUAGGGUCCUUAUUACCAGUCGUUUGAAAGAGGUGGCUUCUCAUGCCAGCUCAUCUCCUCCCUACUAUCUCCCUUUUCUUAAUCAAAAAGAAAGUUGGGAGCUUUUCUCAAAGAGGGUGUUUCGAGGAGAGGGUGUGCCUUCUAAUCUCAAGCCACUAGGUGAGCGUAUGGUAAAAAGUUGUGGUGGCUUGCCAAUAUCUAUUGUGGUCCUUGCAGGAAUUCUAGCAAACAGAGAAAAGUCAUACCGAGAAUGGUCCAAGAUUAUGGACCAUGUCAACUCGUAUCUCACUGGACCAGAAACACAAGUACAAGAUAUAGUAUUGAAACUUAGUUAUGAUAGCUUGCCUCCAAGAUUGAAGCAAUGCUUUCUAUAUUUUGGUAUGUUUCCCGAAGACUAUGAGAUUCGUGUUAGACAAUUGAUCCAACUAUGGGUUGCCGAAGGAUUCAUUCUUCAUAGUGAUUCCAGAAUUACAGAGGAUGUUGCUGAGAACUACUUGGAUGAGCUCAUUGAUCGUAGCUUAAUCCAGGUAGGGAGACAAAGAAGUGAUGGGGGCAUCAAGACGUGUCGGAUCCAUGAUUUGCUAAGAGAACUUUGCAUAUCUGAGAGCAUGGAGGAGAAGCUUUUUGAAGUUUGUAGGGAUGCAGACAUUUCAGAGCCAAGCAAGCCUCGUAGGCUCUCCAUUCAAUGUAAUAUGUCUGAUUAUUUUGCUUCAAGCAACAAAGACCAUUCAGGCACUCGUUCUAUGCUCUGCUUUGGCCACAACUCCCACUGCCUUUUUGAUUCAAGUGAGUCAAAAAGGUUUUUCAAAUGGUUACAACUUGUUCGAGUGUUGGAUCUAGCAAGUUCCAUCCAGCAUAAGAUCCCUGCCAAUUUAGGCAUGUUAAUUCAUCUAAGGUACUUAAAAAUAGAACUAGACCACCAAAAUGUUUCUGGUGGGGGUUUUCUAAGAGCGAUUCCUGAAUUCAUAUGCAAUCUUUGGAAUCUAGAAACUUUGGACUUAGGGCGUUGGCCAAUAUAUUACUGCGAGGUGUCCUUUCCCAUUGGAAUUUGGAAGCUCAAGAGACUAAGGCAUCUUCACACCCCUGCAUUUAUGAUUUUACCAGAGUUUCCUGAUGUGAAAGGCCAAACCAUGCGGAAUCUACAGACUCUAUCUCCUGUUGCCAUAAACAAAAAGUCAGCUAUUAUGUCUCUAAUAGGGAAAGGCGUAUUCCCAAAACUGAGGAGAUUGGGUUUGCGUUUUUCUGAGGAUGACAUGCAUCAACAAGGGGCUGGUAAAGUGUGGGAAAACCUUGCAAAACUAAAUUAUUUGAAUGCAUUGAAGAUUUUUGACUUUCCUGAUAUUCCAUCAUCCGUCAAUGCCUUUCCUUCCAACCUUACCGAGCUAACAAUCUCAGGCACCAACUUAAAUAGUGAUGUCAUGAGCAUUUUGGGAAGUCUUGCGAAUCUCAGAAUUUUGAAACUAUAUCUUUGUAAGGUUACAGAUGGGUAUGAGUCGGAGCUUCGUUGCAUUAGUGGGUUCCCUCAACUAGAGGUAUUUAAAAUGAAAUGUUUCGAUAACGUCAGUCACUGGGAAUUAGGCAGUGUUGCCAUGCCAUGUCUUAGAUGUUUGAUCAUUGAAAAUUGCACGGGGUUGACAACCCUCCCUCACCAGCUCUGGUCCCUGACUUCCUUACGGGAGGUACAAGUGAGACGGCCCUCCGACUCAUUGAGGAUGCAACUCCAAAGUCGAUCCAUGAGAGAUGGGUGCAAUCUCUUCAUCAGUUGGCUGUGAACUUUUGGGGAUACACGUCAUUAUUUACCCACAAAACAAUAAAAGAGAAAACAUCUGUCUCAAGGAGCCCUAUUUGAAGGUUUUCAAUAGUAUUUAUGUCAUUUCAUUUGCAAAGAAAUUGUAAUCUUUCACUUCCAAGUCCUGCAGUGUGUGCGUUUCUUUGUGCGAGUUUGAACAUUUUGGUUAUUGAUGAAGUGAUUCAUUUAUUUGUAGGUUCAUUUCUUGAUGCUUUUAAGGUUAUUCUAUCAAUCAAAUGAUGUAGGAUUGGGAAUAUUGUUUCGAA
This is a messenger RNA of Neltuma alba, 3027 nucleotides long. Its product is annotated as disease resistance protein RPP13-like. The record is from RefSeq and is a predicted model, not a curated record. Gene Ontology annotation, molecular function: ADP binding. Lineage: Eukaryota; Viridiplantae; Streptophyta; Magnoliopsida; Fabales; Fabaceae. Gene Ontology annotation, biological process: defense response to other organism. The coding region runs from base 30 to 2744 and encodes 904 amino acids. The transcript has a single exon.